This is a messenger RNA of Lycium barbarum (goji berry), 1749 nucleotides long. RefSeq lists its product as uncharacterized. The record is from RefSeq and is a predicted model, not a curated record. The transcript is spliced from 3 exons. Bases 1 to 1749 code for a protein of 582 amino acids. Lineage: Eukaryota; Viridiplantae; Streptophyta; Magnoliopsida; Solanales; Solanaceae.
AUGCAUAGGAAACAGAUUUUGGAAUUGCAAACAAGUGUAGGUAUCACUAUCACUGAGCUAGAGGACAUUAAAGAGAAGAUUAUAGACUUAUAUAAGGGGUUGAUUAGGGAUUAUAAGUCCAACCUACCUGCUGUUGAUGUGCAUGUUAUGAGACAAGGGCCAGUUCUUACUCAGGAACAAAAGAUUGAGCUCUGUAAAGCAGUAACUGGGGAAGAAAUAUAUAAAGGACUGUGUGAUAUUGGGGAGGACAAAGCACCUGGAGUAGAUGGGUACAAUGCCUGUUUUUACAAGAAAGCUUGGGGGGCGAUCAAAGAAGAUAUUAUCCAAGCUGUGCAACAGUUUUUUCAAUCUGGUAAAUUGCUUAAAUCCUUUAACUGUACUACUGUAACUCUGAUUCCUAAGGUUACCAAUCAAAUAAUUGUUAAGGAGUAUAUGCCUAUUGCCUGUUGCACUGUGGUGUAUAAGUUGACAACUAAGGUGUUAGGUGCUAGGAUGCAGGAUGUUAUGGCUUCUGUCAUAAGCCAAGCUCAAUCAGGUUUUAUACCAAGCAGGAAAAUAGCUGAUAACACCUUUCUUGCCAAAGAAUUAGUCAAAGAGUGUGUACACGCUGUUAAUUAUUCUAUACUUGUCCAUGGAGAACCAGCACCUCCUUUUGAUGCAAAGAAAGGGCUGAGACAGGGAGAUCCUAAAUCUCCUUAUUUGUUUGCUAUUGCCAUGGAAUAUCUAAGUAGAUUGUUGGGUGGUCUUAGGAGUAAUAAGGGGUUUAAAUAUCAUCCUAAAUGUAGUAAAUUGGGAGUCACUUAUAUGUGCUUUGCUGAUGACUUGCUCUUAUUUGCAAGAGGGGAUCUGUCUUAUAUUAAAGCCCUUUAUCAAUGUUUUAUGGUCUUCUCUGGUACCUUUGGUCUACAGGAAAAUAUGAGCAAAAGCUGUGUUUAUUUUGGUGGAGUUGCUUCUGUGGAUAGGCAAAAUAAAUUACAACAGUUGGGUUUCAGUGAAGGAGAGCUGCCUUUUAAAUAUUUAGGUAUUCCAUUAACUACUGGGAAGCUAUCAUUAGUACAAUGGAUUCCUUUAAUAGAGAAAAUUGUUGCUAGAAUUACCUCUUGGAUUGUGCUUAAGCAUAUUGAUGCUUAUUGUAGAUCAUAUGUGUGGUCUGGUGCUAAUGCUAUAACUAAGAAGGCCUUAGUUGUUUGGGACAGAGUUUCCCUUCCUAAAACAGGAGGUGGUUUGAAACUUAUCGAUAUUUACUUACAGAACAAAGUUGUUUUAAUAAAAACUUGUUGGGAUUUGGCAAAUAAACAAGAUAAAUUGUGGAUUAGAUGGAUACAUGCCUUUUAUGUUAAGGGGAAAGAAUUCUUCCAUGCUUUAGUACAAAAACAUGCUUUAUGGAUGGUGAGAAAGUUGUUUGAAAUGAGAGAUACAUUGCAGCAGAUCCAAAUACAACCAGUAACCUCCCACAGUAUUAUCAAACAAAUCUACUUGCAGCUCCUUGGUGACAGGCCAAAAAUUCCUUGGAAGUGUCUGGUUUUCCAUAACUCAACAAGACCAAAAGCUCAAUUCACCAUGUGGUUACAGAUCCAGGGUCGGUUACUCACUGCAGAUAGACUGAAUAGCUGGGGAAUAGAUGUGGAUUUGACUUAUGUUCUGUGUGGAACUCAGCAGGAAAGCACAGAUCAUUUAUAUAUCCAGCGUACCUUUUUCCUUGCAAGUAUGGCACAAGAUCAUAACGUGGAUAAGGCAGUCUCACUUUAA